Messenger RNA from Linum tenue, 2252 nucleotides. The record is from the annotation of a GenBank genome assembly. Lineage: Eukaryota; Viridiplantae; Streptophyta; Magnoliopsida; Malpighiales; Linaceae.
CGGAAAUUCCACCGUCCGGAAAAGAAGAAAGAAAAAAAAAAGAUAAAGGGAGACGACAAAGAAAACGUAGCUGCCCACCCCGAAUCAAUUUAGGGAGGAGUCAAGCGUCUGACGGACGCACGUAACGACGACCGCCAAGCCUUUCUUCCUCGGACUCCCCCAACCCAUUAUUUCCCCAUUUCCACCCGCCGGAGCUGCAGAACCGAACCGGAGUUCCUUCCGAUUCGGAAUGUAGCACGAGAAAUCCCGGAAAAGAAGAAAACCACUCAAGGGGAAUAAUAUCUGAGAUGGGCCGAGAUCAGUCGAAGCUCCUCAGGAUCCUUAUUCCCCUCUUCGCCUCAACUCCGUCACCAUCUUCCUCUACUUCUCCUUCCACCACCACGACGCCCCGCCGCUUCCCACCUCCAGUCGCCAAUUCCUCCCCGACCCAAUUCACCACCAGCCCUCCAACGCCACCCCCGACGACGGUUACCUCAAGCCCUGGCCCAUCCUCCCUUCUUACCUCCCUUGGACUCGCAAACCCAAGGACGACGCCCCCUACCGCUCCUGCGAGGCGUAUUUCGGCAACGGAUUCACCCGUCGCGUCGAUGUCCUCCCGCCUUCCCCCGAUCGCUCCGCCGGAUGGUUCCGCUGCUUCUUCAGCCGGACGCUGCUGAGCUCGGUCUGCGAGGGCGGCGGGAUUCGGAUGGUACCCGAUAGGAUUGCGAUGUCGAGGGGCGGGGAGGCGCUGCAGGAGGUUAUUGGGCGGGAUGAGGAAGAUGAGAUGCCGAUUUUUCAGGACGGCGCGUUUCAGAUUCUGGGUUCGUCGGAGGGUAAGGCGAGGAGGUGGAAGAAGAGGAGGAAGCUUGUGGACGAGGGGUUUCUCGGCGAGUACCUGCCGGAGGGAGAAAUUGAGAGGCACACGAUGCGGCAGCUUGUGGGUUCGAUUCAAAUGGUGGAUGCCACGGAGUUCCAGUGUGAUCAGUGGAUUGAGGAGCCGACGUUGCUUGUCACCAGAUUUGAGUAUGCGAACCUUUUCCACACUGUAACAGAUUGGUACAGUUCAUAUGCGGCUUCUAAAGUCACGGAGUUGCCUUACCGGCCUCAUUUGGUUUCGUGGAUGGCCAUUGUAGAGCACCCUUGGAAGAAACCUGGAGUGCUCUCUUCUCUAGCAUCCAAUAUGCUAAAAACUUUACGGGCUCAGUGUGUUACCGCCAUGCUGUACUUGUUCCUCUGGGAUAUGAGACUGCCCUCUUCAAGGGUCUAUCUGAAGAUAUAUUCUGUAAUGGAGCUCCUGGGAAAGAACUUUGGAUGAACCCUGAUGAACACAAGACAGCAAGAUUGUCAGAGUUUGGAGAAAUGAUAAGAGCAGCCUUUCACUUCCGGUCAAUAGGCCUGGUUCCGAAAAGCAGCUUCAGGCCUCAAUGUCCUUUUUGUGAGAAGGGAAGAUUACUUGGCCCACCCACGCCACGAUGGAAAGGUUCAAUCGAGACUCAGCAAUGAAGAAGAGGUGUUCGAUGCUGUACAGAAAUGGGCAUCAUAAACACAAUAAUCAUUCAGAGUGUAAAGUGAAGGUGGUGAAUGGAUUAUUUGCACACAUGCCAAUGAGGAGCAACUGAGAGCCAUUCAAGAGGCUUCUGUUAUCAUAGGCGCUCAUGGUGCUGGCUUGACUCACAUUGUGUCGGCUACACCAAGAACUGUGAUUCUCGAGAUUGUGAGCGCAGAGUUCAGACGCCCACAUUUUCAGUUGAUUGCCCAGUGGAAAGGGCUGGAGUAUCACGCAAUAUAUCUCGAGGAGUCGCAUGCUGAUCCAGUGGUUGUGAUCAGCAGGCUGGGACGCAUUGUGAGAAGCUUUGAAUGUUGAGAAGAAAUCUUUCCCCUCUUAAUCAACCGUCCAUUAGGGUGAGUUCUUAAUGAUAAACAUCGUUAAGGGAUGCUGAGGAGGCCAUGGCAGAUUCAAAUUUUUACCAUACGAAGAUCAAUUUGUGCGAUGUGGAGGAGAGCUUGGACUCAAUGUGGAUGGAAGCUGACGCUGAUCGCUGAAUGUAAAUUUCGUUAGUUGAUCAUGACAAUUGCAGCGUUCUAUGUCGUUGGCGGGCAUAGAGGGUGAAAGGUCAAAUGGAGGCAAUUUUAUUCUACUCUGGCUGAUAACCGGCAAGGCGGCUGUCCUAACUUGUGACUGCCUUUGUAGAGUUGUGUCAUUCAGGUUGUUAGGCGGGUUAGGUGGGGGCUGAUUGUUUCUGGGAAAUCUCUGUAACAUAGGAAUACGCAAA